Pangasianodon hypophthalmus (striped catfish) is the source of this 791-nucleotide messenger RNA. It is a transcript of the gene cryba4, whose product is annotated as crystallin, beta A4. Gene Ontology annotation, molecular function: structural constituent of eye lens. NCBI's taxonomy places the organism in Eukaryota, Metazoa, Chordata, Actinopteri, Siluriformes, Pangasiidae. The transcript is spliced from 6 exons. Bases 105 to 695 code for a protein of 196 amino acids. The record is from RefSeq and is a predicted model, not a curated record. Gene Ontology annotation, biological process: lens development in camera-type eye; visual perception.
UUUUGGCUCGGCCCUUUGCCAGGGGAGGCUUUAAAAGGAUGGUGGUGUGUGCCAGGGUUCACUCUCUCAUCAGGACUUCCUGACCUUAAUUGACGCGAGGCAAGAUGAAUCAUCAUUGUACUAAGUUUUCUGGCCACUGGAAGAUAAUUGUAUAUGAUGAGGAGUGCUUCCAGGGUCGCCAUCAUGAGUUCACCUCUGAGUGUUGGAAUGUUAUGGAUUUUGGCUUUGAGAGUGUCCGCUCUCUGAGGGUAGAAAGUGGAGCGUGGGUGGGCUACGAGCACCCCUCUUUUCAGGGCCAGCAGUUUAUUCUUGAGCGUGGUGAGUACCCCCAAUGUGAUGCCUUUGGAGGAAGCAACGCUUACCAUAUUGAGAGGAUGACCUCCUUCAGGCCAGUCUCUUGCACUAACCACAGGGAGAGCAGGAUGACAAUCUAUGAGAGGGAGAACUACCUGGGCCGCAAGGGGGAGCUAAAUGAUGACUACCCCUCAUUGCAGGCAAUGGGCUGGUGCCACAAUGAAGUAGGCUCCAUGCGCAUCCACUCUGGAGCGUUUGUGUGUUACCAGUACCCUGGCUACCGUGGAUAUCAGUACAUCAUGGAGUGUGACCGCCAUGCAGGCGAGUACAAACAUUUCAGGGAGUUUGGGUCCCACUGUCAGACUCCUCAGAUCCAGUCCAUCCGCCGCAUCCAGCAGUAACCUGACAAUUCUCUGCCAACUUACGCCACAAAAAAAAAAAAACCUCCCUAUUGAUCUGUGCUGAAAUAAAAUGUCUUUCUUACAGCUCAGACUACA